AUGGACACCGGAGCGACGAUAACGCAGGCGGCUGACCAGGUGGUUGAUCCAGAAGUGCGCGCAUUCAUCUACAGCCUUGUCACUGCGCUUGGUGGAUCCGCAAACGACGAAGCUGGACGUUAUAUACUUGGAGACGAUGCCUUAGGUUGUCUGCGCGAUCUUAAGAAAUGGCUACGGUUUUACGACGAGAAAUUAAAUCGCCUGGACGUUGCGAGGUGUUUGGCUGAGAGUAACCUUGUCAAUGGCGACUUGAUGCCAAUUCUGACCCUGUGGGAUGAUAUUAAACCAAAUGACAAGUAUAAAUCAAGGAUAACUUUAGCAUGCUUAGAGUUACUCGUUCCGUUGACAUGGCCGGUUGAAAUUCAUAGCCAAAUGACCGUCAAUCACCACAGACACACACCAUACCUCCAGCGCGCUCAAAUAUCCUAUAAACGAGGGAUACUCGGACACCCCUCUAACUCAAUUCUCCGGUCAAUUAUCCGCAUCGGUCUCUCAAGCAUAACUACACCUCGGUCAGAACGGUCGUCGCGAGAUGAAGGAAUCAUAAAACUGGUUUUAUAUCUAUUCCGGAAUGUCACAAUAAUCAACGCUACCCCGAAUCUUGCCGUGGAAGGUGACGAGGAUGAGACCUCGAGAUCGGUGACGAUCAAUGCGUUUCAUAAUCAAGACGUGUUCGCCCUUCUACUCACCCUAUGUUCGAAUAUUGGAGAGGAGUUUGCCUUUCAGGAUGUUGUUCUCCUUGAAAUUUUGUUCCAUCUCGUCAAGGGUGUGGACGUGAAACAGCUAUUUAUGGAUGAGAGCCAGCGUAGUGCAACCCGCACAGAUGAGCUGAAAGGGCUAAUAGAUGCAGAGAGCUCUUUAAACCGCAAUCGUUCAAAGAACGCGCCAACUCGCCACGGUCGAUUUGGAACCAUGAUCUGGGUUAAACGAGAGGACGAGAAAAUGUCCGCUGUAUCAGGCCAAGAUGUGCUACGUGAUGAUCAAUCAACCUUUGCAAAAAUGGAUAAAACCAAGAGAUGGAACAAACCGAGAGGGAGACGAGGAGAAAUUGACGAAACUUCGAAUAAUUUUAACAUGCGGAUUCAGCUAACCUCCACUGCGCUACACAACCUUCGAGUUUUUGUCGAAGAGUUUUUAGAUUCAGGGUUCAAUCCCCUAAUGACAAGUAUACGACAAGCUAUGGAGCGUGAAUCCGACCGCCUGACCGAAUCCACAUCCCGUCACUUUUUCUUCGUCGGUUCUUGGUUUUUAGAAGCCGAACGUGCAAGGCGUUUGCAACAGGAGGAGGCUCGUCGAAAGGCGGCUGGUGCUGCGAAAGAGAUUGAGCCUGAUAGUUUUGCCCUUGUGGCCAGCGUUCUAAACCAGGAAACCUUCAUUGCCCUUAAUCGAUUUAUGCAAACUAGCCUUGACAACAAAGAGUGGCAAGAUCUCAACGCGGGAAUGCGCUCUUUUACCCAGACCUUGCUCACAGUCCAUGAAAUGACAAAAUCACCGCUAGAGGAGGAUCAGGAGAUUGCUGAGAAUAUCCAAAGUCGCAUUUUCUACGAGGAAUCAACUCAUGACAGGGUUUUGUCCACCCUUCGAGGUUAUAAAGACCAAGGAUUUUGGUAUCUUGAUGCCUGCACAGAGCUCGCCCAUGUGUUUCUCCGGAUGUUGGAACAAUAUUCGAAACAAAAUGUGGAUAUGCAAGUUCGAUCUAAGCGGAUCUCAAGGCGAAAGAAGAAGGCACAAAAUCAACAAAACCAGGAUAAUCCGGCAGAGGGAGAAGAUGGGUUUGAUAAUUCUGAAGACGAGGAAGCAGCAGAUAGAGCAGAAGCUGUCCGAAGCGUCGCGGAGAGAUCGUUUGAUCUUAAACGAUUCUCUGCUAAAUUCUGUACACAAAAUUCUGUCAACACGUUCGUUGCCUUAACCUCGUAUUAUCGAGAUUUGGAUUCUGAGCAGCUGAAACGUGCCCAUCGAUAUUUCUAUAGAGUUGCCUUCAAACAAGAAAUGAGUGUGCUCUUGUUCAGACUGGAUAUAAUAUCACUCUUCACGCGAAUGAUAAAGGGGCCGGAGCCUCUUCUUUCAUCAAGCCCUGCGUUUGGGGAAUGGGAAGAACUCAUCCGUCAGAUCCUGAAGAAGCUGGUUCGAAAGAUUGAUCAACGGCCGGAGUUGAUUACAGAACUCCUGUUUAGCAAAAUACCUGCUACUAUGCACUACCUGGAAUACGGGUACGAAAAACAGACACUGACGGUUGAAUCUCGGCCUGCUGCAGAGCUGGAAGUAAAACCCAAUGCUGCUAGAACACCCGACGAAGACAUACGAAUCGUUGUAUCAGCAUUGGUAGCAGAUGGUAGUGAGGAAUUAGUGCGGUGGCUAUGUGAAGUCUUUGAUAACGCACUCAAAGAUAGGAAGAGCUGGGAGCUUGCGGACCUGGCACUUGGAGUUCAAGAUGCUGCAGAAAAUGCCGACAUGGCACCAAGCACCCCUGCAAUAGAAGUCUCUGCACCAGAUGAAAAACGUCGAACGGCAAUGUUUAGAAAUGGCCGCUUGCGCCUCCUCUUCACAAUUGCUGGCCUGGAGUUAGCUGGCGAAGAUGUUCCUGGAACGCCAUGGACUAUCCCUGGGUCCCUUUCUUCCAAAGACCUUGAAGAGACACGCAACUCAAUACUGAAACACUGCGAUGACCCUGCCGCUGAGAUCGACGGUGUUGACCCUCACAAACUUAUACGUCGAAAGCGCAUAGCUGGCGCAACCGUCACCAGCGACGACCCUACGGCCCAAGUUAACUUUGGCAGUGAUUCCGAGGGAGAAGAUGCUGCCCUUGACGAGAUGCUAUUCCCUCCAAACCCCCGUUCAAAAUCAAACGCGCUUAAGGCGUUGAAACAAAAGAGACGUAAAACUAAGAAAGGCGAUGACGAAGAAGACAACCAUCUUGACGAGGAAGCCCUGGACGCUCGACGCCUCGCUCGUGAGCAGAAUGCACUUGCUCGACAGAAGAAGAUCAAGAGUAGCCUCUUCGUCAAUGCCAGUGAUGAUGAGACUGACGAAGAAGCUGAUCAAGAAUUCUUUGCCAGAGAGGCGGAAAGAAGGAAAACACAAGCCCAGCGCACUGAAGAGGCUAUGGAUAUAGAUGCACUAGCCAUUAGCGGGCAAAAAGAAGGAGGCAAGAAGCCAAGGAGAAAACGGAAACUGGCGAUCUCAAGUGACGACGAUGACGAAGAAGAUAGUAGCGGGCAUAGAAAGCGUGCGAGAAGUGAGAAUCCAGCGUCCGGGAGUGAUGAUGAUACGAAUAGUCUUGAAGAUAGAGGCUCUACGCGGAGACGGAAAGCGCAAACUCCGCCCACGUCUACAGAGGACGACCUCAUAUUUGACAUCAGGGAGAAAUCACCAGCGCCAGUGUUCCAAUGGACACCCACUGCGGAUGACGGGCCUGGGAAAUCUACGGAGGAACAUAACGGUGAUAGGAAUGAUGUUGCAUCUGACGACGAUGAACCCGUCACUGCGGUACGAUCACGACGACCGAAGGUGAUGGCAGGAUUUGUGAUUGACAGUGAUUCAGAGUGA
Messenger RNA from Arthroderma uncinatum, 3546 nucleotides. RefSeq names its product topoisomerase 1-associated factor 1. Gene Ontology annotation, biological process: DNA replication checkpoint signaling; DNA repair; replication fork arrest. Lineage: Eukaryota; Fungi; Ascomycota; Eurotiomycetes; Onygenales; Arthrodermataceae. Gene Ontology annotation, molecular function: DNA binding. The transcript has 4 exons. Gene Ontology annotation, cellular component: replication fork protection complex. The record is from RefSeq and is a predicted model, not a curated record. Bases 1 to 3546 code for a protein of 1181 amino acids.